UGAAAUCGAUACGACUGGUAAUAGCUUUGCUGCUGCUUUUUUGUCGUGAUUACCCUCUAAAUUUACUGUAGAACGGCAAGUUCGUUUCAGUAUAAAUACAUACAUUCUUCAUCUUGGUCUUCAUCUUCUCGUUGAAACAGAGAUCAGACCAUGGAAACCAAAAACCUUGCUCGCUAUCUCUCUAUCUCUUUUCUCGUCUUGUUUCUUGUGAGCUUUCUUGAUUCCGUACAGGGUCGUCCUAUAUCGAUGCUGAGCGGUCCUGACCCCAAAGAUGCCGCUUAUACUGCUCGUUGGUUGGUCGCCCAGAAUUCUUGGGGGGUCUUAAAUACCAUAUCAAGUGAGUUGGGAGGAGCUCCUUUUGGGAAUGUUGUUUCAUUUAGUGAUGGACCACCUAAUGAAGGUAGUGGCAUCCCAUACUUCUAUUUGACAGCUCUUGAUCCAACUGCAAGAAAUGCACUAGUAGACAAGAGGUCUUCUCUCACGAUUAGCGAGUAUCCUCUUGGAACUUGUGGCAAAAUUGAUCCUGAGAACCCCACCUGUGCAAAAAUUACCCUCACAGGAAAGUUGUUGGUAGUCGAUGGAAAGUCAGAGGAAGCAGAAGUUGCUAGACAUGCCUUGUUCUCAAAGCAUCCAGAGAUGGAGGGCUGGCCUAAAGGUCACAAUUUUCAGAUUUUCAAGUUAGAGAUUGAAAAUAUAUUUUUGAUUGAUUGGUUUGGUGGGGCUAAACCUCUGACUGUGUAUGACUAUCUGCAUAAAAAAAUGAAGGGGCAUGAUUUCAUCAUGUGAAAAUUCAUGUGGUUUCUAUACAACUUAUGUGGAGUUGGAUGUGAAGGUCAAGUGUCUUAAAGACUUGGAACAAGCUUGAAGAAAUUAACCAUAUUCUGUUGGUGCAGGCACACUAAUAGUGUGAAUGUGUUUGUAAAGUGUUGAAGUCGCUAAAAGAAUUAUCCUAGGGAAAUAAGUUGAUGGCACAAGUUGUAAAUUUUUAAUUUUACUUUCCCCUUCAGUUCAUGCUCAAAAGUUGUACAGUAAUUAGUUAAAUCUAUGAAGUUGAGUUGUGCAAUAAGCCACUCUGAAAGAAUUUGUGUGAACUUUGUAUUUCAUUUCUUCAAAACAUGGUCAACCUCUUUCUCUAA
Molecule: messenger RNA, 1136 nt
Organism: Carica papaya (papaya)
Lineage: Eukaryota; Viridiplantae; Streptophyta; Magnoliopsida; Brassicales; Caricaceae
Product: Pyridoxamine 5'-phosphate oxidase family protein
Source: RefSeq, a predicted model, not a curated record